Messenger RNA from Sapajus apella (tufted capuchin), 1454 nucleotides. It is a transcript of the gene UBE2F, whose product is annotated as ubiquitin conjugating enzyme E2 F (putative). Gene Ontology annotation, molecular function: NEDD8 transferase activity. The transcript has 10 exons. Bases 189 to 746 code for a protein of 185 amino acids. Gene Ontology annotation, biological process: protein neddylation. Gene Ontology annotation, cellular component: nucleus. The record is from RefSeq and is a predicted model, not a curated record. Lineage: Eukaryota; Metazoa; Chordata; Mammalia; Primates; Cebidae.
CGAGUCCCCGCCCCGCCACUUCCGGUCCCGCCGCCGGGAGCCGGUGCGGCUGUGAGGGGCCGCAUCUCGCAGCAGCCGCCCCGGCCGGGCAUGGUGUUGGGCGCCGGGCCCGCCUCGCCUGUCUCGGGGAGCCCAGGUGAGCAGCGACCGCGCGGCUCUGCGGCGGGGCGAGGGUAAAGGCAGCAGUAAUGCUAACGCUAGCAAGCAAACUGAAGCGUGAUGAUGGUCUCAAAGGGUCCCGGACGGCAGCCACAGCGUCGGACUCCACUAGGAGGGUUUCUGUGAGAGACAAAUUGCUUGUUAAAGAGGUUGCAGAACUUGAAGCUAAUUUACCUUGUACAUGUAAAGUGCAUUUUCCUGAUCCAAACAAGCUUCAUUGUUUUCAGCUAACAGUAACCCCAGAUGAGGGUUACUACCAGGGUGGAAAAUUUCAGUUUGAAACUGAAGUUCCCGAUGCGUACAACAUGGUGCCCCCCAAAGUGAAAUGCCUGACCAAGAUCUGGCACCCCAAUAUCACAGAGACAGGGGAAAUAUGUCUGAGUUUACUGAGAGAACAUUCAAUUGACGGCACUGGCUGGGCUCCCACAAGAACAUUGAAGGAUGUUGUUUGGGGAUUAAACUCUUUGUUUACUGAUCUUUUGAAUUUUGAUGAUCCACUGAAUAUUGAAGCUGCAGAACAUCAUUUGCGGGACAAGGAGGACUUCCGGAAUAAAGUGGAUGACUACAUCAAGCGUUAUGCCAGAUGAUAAAAGGGGACGAUUGCAGGCCCAUGGACUGUGUUACAGUUUGUCUCUCAUGUGAAACAGCAGGAGGUAGCCCCCUCUCCCGUCCUCACGCUCCCUCAGCCCCCUGGAUUGUCCCAGUCCUGUGACCAUGUUGCCCUGAAGAAGACCAUCUUCAUGACUGCUCAUUGUAGAUGGAGAAUUCAACAUAAAUACAGCAAGAAAAUGUGUUUGGGCUUCUGAAGAGUUGUCUGCUUACCUUAACAUGUUUACUUUUUUGAACUUGUACUGUAUAGGCUAUUGGUGAAAUUCUUAAGAAGUUGUAAUGAACUCAAAAUUGAGGCCAGAGCUUGCUUUCCCUUUUCCCCAACAAAAUUGGUUUUCUGCACAAGCGAUGCUAAUGAUGUGUUCCGUGUAACUUGCAGAUUGGCAAUAAGAUACCCACUACAAACUGUGAUUGGAUGCAAAAUCUCUUAGUUUCUUUCACGAGUGUUGGCCCUGCCUAGAUGUUGUGAAGCUUCCCAGAAUGCAUAGUCAUUCACUGUAGAUCUCUUAUUGAAAUGCAUAUUUUAUUUAAUGUAAGUAUAUUUUGGAACAGAUUUGUAAUUUGUACAAUUUAAUGCUUUAAUUAUUUUUUCUAUUCUCAUUUAGUUUGUAUUUUCAUUGUAUAGAGCAGACAGAAAGAUGUUGAGUCAAGCGACUGUUGAAGAGAAAUACAAAGAAAAUAUGAAA